This is a messenger RNA of Zeugodacus cucurbitae (melon fly), 2266 nucleotides long. Its product is annotated as FAST kinase domain-containing protein 4. The coding region runs from base 205 to 1950 and encodes 581 amino acids. Gene Ontology annotation, biological process: regulation of mitochondrial mRNA stability. The record is from RefSeq and is a predicted model, not a curated record. NCBI's taxonomy places the organism in Eukaryota, Metazoa, Arthropoda, Insecta, Diptera, Tephritidae. The transcript has 7 exons.
AACGAAGAUUCGUUCAGUACAAUUUAUUCGUGAAUAUACGAUUUAUCGUUUGUUAUCAAGUUUAGUGAUAUGCUAUUCCAUUCCUAAGGGCAUAUUUCCACUUUUGACGUUUGUCUUGCGGUGUUCGUUGAUUUUCUUACACAUUUUGGAAAAUCAGCUUCUACCGGAUAAAUAUACCGCAAUCAUCAAUAGGAAUUGUGUACGAUGUUGGUAUUCCAGCGCUUUGCCGGUGGCGUUUCGGCCCAGCUUUUUCGGCGUAUACAAUACGCAACAUAUAGUACAUCGGUAAGGGGUGCUGGAUUAACCGCGACAGCGGCAACACAAAAGCAAGGAGAUAUUUCCUCCCAAGAUCUAGUGGAAAAGGAGACGAGUGCAUCCAGCGAUGACAAUACGGAUUUGAAUUCCAAAAAACCAAAAAGUUCCUUAGUGGCUGCAGCAUUUGAGUCUCUGAAAGAAGACAGCCAUACAAAUGAAAAAUCGAAACCUCCUGAGAGUAAAGGGAAAAACAACCUCGACGAGCGUAUCAUCAACGCUAAAACCGUAAACGGUCUAUUAUCUGUAUCCGAAUCCAGUGGGCCACUUUCGCGUAAACAUGCACUUAAAAUCGUAUCGAUAUUAGCUGAAUGGAGCUCUAUAAAUCGUGCUAAGAUUGCCGAAUUUGAAAACGAUGCUCGCUUUCUACGUGUUUGUCGGGUUCUAGGACGCACCAUGAGUAAAGGUGGAAAUGCAAAUGGUGGCCCCGGAAUUGAAAACAACAGCCAAAAACGUAUAUCCGGAUUUCGAACUGAUGAUCUUAACACCGUUUUGGGGGUAGCUGGUGAUGAUGAGGCUGCCAAACUUAUAGCGAGCAUAAGUUUACCACAAAUGGUGAAGGUAAUGAGUACAUUGGCUCAACGUAAACGACGAAGUACGCCUCUAUUGCGCUCUCUCGCCUUCAAUAUAAGUAGCACAACCGAACAGUUGGAUCUUAAGCAGUCUGCUGAUGUGUUAUAUGCUAUGGCCAUAUUAAACUUUCAGGAUUCAGUUCUAGCGGCGAAAAUUUGCUCCGAUAUUCAGAGCACGUUGCCAAAAAAUACAGAAAAAUCGGCUGUGGUUGGGUCCAUUUUAACGAGUUUAGGAAUAUUGAAAUAUCGCGAUUUAGAUAUAAUGGAGGCUCUAACGCAAUGGACACUGAAAAAUUCCGAAAUUUGUCGGCCGCAAGAUAUAAGUGCCUUGUUCAUUACAUCGGCCAUAUUGAAUUUCAAAAGUGCUGUUAUUGGGGAUGUUAGCAAAAAGUUAUCUACAUCUAUUGUAGAAGCUGAUUUUCAGAAAAGCAAUGAUUGGCUAAAUCACGUCUGGUCGCUUGCAAUGAUAGGACUUGUGAGUAACGAACAGCUGAACUCUGUUUUGAGUGCUAAAUUCGUUGAUAAACUCGAAGCGGAUCGUAAUGGGCUUUCACCUACAUCUAAAAUGAAGUUAUUAAAUUUGAAUGGAUAUGCGCAACUUUUGGCAUGCGACUACAAAGGACCCCUACUGCCAGAGGAUAGUGCAGCUUUCCAAGUGCCGCUUGCGCAUUCAAAAUCUAAACAAAUUUUAAUUAACGGAAUGUUGGAUGCAUUGAAGAGCUUAUUACCUGCCAGCAACCAUCUGAAAAGUUUGCAUGACAGCAAAAUGGGAUUCUUAAUUGAUGCGCUUUGCUUAUUCGACCAUAAACGGAAUCCAUUGCCCGUAGAUAAAGGGAACCCAAAUGCAAUAAAGGUGGCGUUGAUGGUGGUCGACUUCCAUGACGUCUGCCAUGGCACUCACCGUUCAGCUAGCGGCAUAACGAAUCUUAGCUUUGAUUUGUUGGAAAAGAGUGGCUACAAAGUCAUACCGGUGCCCUACAACGAGUUCAACACUAGUGACAAACUGCUGAAGCGGGUGCAGUAUUUGGAGGCUAAAUUUAAAGCGAUUAUCAGUAGUAAGGUCUAAGCUUUGUACCGGUUAGCAUUAUUUAACGCACUAAGAAAGAUUAUUGUUGACAUUGUCAGCAACUUGUCAUUAGUUAAAGUGUUAUGGCAACUUUUAUUCGAGCCUUGUAUCAUUUCACUAUAAAUUUUUAAAUUAUUACGUAAUAAUUGUUUCAUUGUUUAAUUAUUGAUACAAUCUUUAUAUUAAUUUAUGGCGAUGAAUUGUAAUAUAGAAUAUGCUGCAUUGCCCGACCAAAGGAAUACAAUUAAACAAAUAGUGAAUGUUUGAUAUAUUAAAAUAAUUAGGAAUGCUAAUAAAAACCAAUUUUGUCAACGAA